GCACAGCACCUAGCUUGCUCUUGAAGCUUGCAGCUGACCGCCCACGUGCUUGGAACUCUGCAGGGGGGGACAGCCAUGAAGUCCCUCAUUCCUCUGCUGGUCCUGGCUCAGCUCUGGGCCUGUCACUCGAUCCCGCUGCAGUCAAUUGCCCCAGUGCUGAGACUACCCAAAUGCGAUGACCCCGAAGUGGAGGAGGCAGCCCUGGCGGCUGUGGACUACAUCAAUCAGCACCUUCAUCAGGGAUACAAGCACACACUGAAUCGGAUCGACAAGGUGAAGGUGUGGCCCCGGCGGCCCUUGGGAGAAGUGUUCCAACUUGAAAUAGACACGCUGGAGACCACCUGCCACGCACUGGACCCCACGCCCCUGGCAAACUGCAGCGUGAGGCAGCAGACAGCGCACGCUGUGGAAGGAGACUGUGACUUCCAUGUGUUGAAGCUGGAUGGCCAGUUUUCUGUGUUGUCUGCGAAGUGUGAAUCCACUCCAGACUCUGCCGAGGACGUGCACAGGGUAUGCCCAGACUGCCCCCUGCUGAUCCCGCUGAAUGACUCCAGAGUGACGCACGCUGUGGAUGCUGCCCUGGCUGCCUUCAACGCUCAGAAUAACGGCGCCUAUUAUCAGCUGAUGGAAGUUGCCCGGGCCCAGUUUGUGCCUCUCCCAGCUUCUACCUACGUGGAGUUUGCAGUGGGUGCCACUGACUGUGUUGCUAAAGAGGUCACCGAUCCAGCCAAAUGCAACCUGCUGGCAGAAAAGCAAUAUGGCUUGUGCAAGGCAACGGUCGCUGAGAAGCUUGCUGGGGAAGACGUGUCGGUAACCUGCACCAUAUUCCCAACCCAGCCUGCCGCCCCACAGCCACAGCCAGAUGGUGUCGGUGCACCAGCGGAUGCUUCAGCCGCCCCCCCAGCAGCGGAGCCAGCCGCCCCAGCAGCAGAUGCAGCUGCACUCGCGGCCCCUCCAGCUGGUCAGCCCUCCCAUCCCCAGGUGCUGGGGCCCAUCUUCGUCAAACAUCCCAUAGUACCCAAAGUGCACAAGACGCACCACGACUUGCGCCAUUCCUUCUCCGGGGCGCACUCCAUGGAGUCAGGUUCCGCGGAAGCCUUCCGCCCUUCAAAACCGAUUGGGCCAGCCGUCGCUGUGUCCCCUGCUGGCGCCGCCCCCCAGGUCCCGCCAUGCCCAGGGAAGAUCAGACACUUCAAGAUCUAAACUAGACACAGAUAGAAGGUUUGGCACAAAGAAUGCAGGCACCAUUUUGUCCAAGCCUGAAUAUGAGUAGAUGUCUUGUGUGCUGUCAAAGUCAGUGCCACAUGAGGUCUAGGUUAGCAUCAAGUCUUGCCUCUCACCUCUUUUCUUUCCUCGCGGACUGAAGCAGAGGGGGCGGGGUGAGGCCUGAGGACAGGUGUAAGGCUGGCAUCUCGAUUGCCGUCUCUGUCUUCUGGUUGCUUUCACACAGCAACUGGAACGGGGACUUUAAAAGGUGCUCUAGCCAGUCCUGUAUCUGCCUGUUCAUAAAAUUGCCUAGCCAACUUUUUCCUUAAUAAAGAAGAUUCUAAGCUCAA
Ochotona curzoniae (black-lipped pika) is the source of this 1556-nucleotide messenger RNA. RefSeq names its product alpha 2-HS glycoprotein (gene AHSG). Bases 76 to 1203 code for a protein of 375 amino acids. Gene Ontology annotation, molecular function: cysteine-type endopeptidase inhibitor activity. Gene Ontology annotation, cellular component: extracellular region; blood microparticle; extracellular matrix. The record is from RefSeq and is a predicted model, not a curated record. Gene Ontology annotation, biological process: negative regulation of endopeptidase activity. The transcript is spliced from 7 exons. NCBI's taxonomy places the organism in Eukaryota, Metazoa, Chordata, Mammalia, Lagomorpha, Ochotonidae.